AUGGCAUCCACAGAGAAAGUGUACAUUUUUAUUGAUAAUUCCAAUAAUUGGAUUCAAGGGAAAUUUGCUGUUGGCAAACUUGAACGGUUGGGAUUGGGAAGUCAUAUUAAUAAGAGAGAUUCUUAUUACUUUGACCACUUACGCAUUGAAUAUGGUUGUCUCAUCGAAAAGAUUCAGGGUAAACGUAUAUUAGGAGAUAAACCGUUUAUAGUUGGCUCCCGUCCGCCAAUAAACGACUCAAUGUGGAAACGGUUUGAAGAACAGGGAUGUGAGAUAAAAGUAUUUGAUAGGAAUGUUGAAAACCGUGAAAAGAAGGUUGAUCAGGCACUUUCUCGUGCUGCGUACAAAAAAAUCCAUUUUAAAGAACCUGCUAUUUUGGCAUUAGUGGCUGGUGAUGGUGAUUAUCAUCCUAUGAUAGAAGAAGCUCUAGAAUAUGGAAUGUCUCGUGAACUUAAAAGUGAUGCCUUUUAUAUGCCUCUUGACGAUUGUUAUAAAUAUAUCGCAUACGGUGAUGGUUUAUGUUCUGUAGAUGAAGUACUAACUCUUGAAGUUACUGGUGACUCCCUCAUAAAUUGGACUGAUAAAAUGAU
Racocetra fulgida is the source of this 590-nucleotide messenger RNA. The record is from the annotation of a GenBank genome assembly. Lineage: Eukaryota; Fungi; Glomeromycota; Glomeromycetes; Diversisporales; Gigasporaceae.